Messenger RNA from Hordeum vulgare subsp. vulgare (domesticated barley), 1383 nucleotides. Its product is annotated as annexin D4-like. The transcript is spliced from 2 exons. The record is from RefSeq and is a predicted model, not a curated record. Gene Ontology annotation, molecular function: calcium ion binding; calcium-dependent phospholipid binding. NCBI's taxonomy places the organism in Eukaryota, Viridiplantae, Streptophyta, Magnoliopsida, Poales, Poaceae. Gene Ontology annotation, cellular component: cytoplasm. The coding region runs from base 40 to 1176 and encodes 378 amino acids.
GCAGCAGUAUAAAUUAACAAGCAUUUGGGCCAUGCCUGGAUGGUGGAUGCCUGCGUGCGUCCUUCCGGUAUAAAGGCCAGCCCGAUGCAGCAGUUUCUUGCAGCACAGGCCAGCAGUAACGGCAGCACUGCAGCAGCAGCAGCAGCUCCACCGGCGUCGGCGUCGCCCCUGCGUUCCAGGCCGCCGAGGAGGGAGCAGCCAAGCCAGACCACCGUCAAGGACAAGGAGGCGACCAUGGCCGACGAGCACCAGGAACUCACCAAGGCCUUCUCAGGGAUGGGCGGCCUGGGCGUGGAGGAGACGGCGCUGGUGUCGGCCCUGGGCCGGUGGAGGAAGCAGCCGGAGAAGCGGGCGCAGUUCCGCAGGGGCUUCCCGGGCUUCUUCACGCCGGCGGCGGCGGCGGGGGCGGGGGCGAUCGAGCGCUGCUCGGACGACUACGUGAGCCACCUCAAGACGGAGUUCGCCCGGUUCAAGAGCCUCAUGGUGCUGUGGGCGAUGCACCCGUGGGAGCGCGACGCGCGCUGGGCGCACCGCGCGCUGCACAAGAAGCACCACCCGGCGUCCGUGCUCGUCGAGCUCGCGUGCACCCGCACCGCCGACGAGCUCCUCGGCGCCCGCCGCGCCUACCACGCGCUCUACCACCGCUCCCUCGAGGAGGACGUGGCGUACCGCGUCAAGGACGCCGACGCCAACCGCCUGCUCGUCGGGCUCGUCAGCGCCUACCGCUACGAGGGCCCCCGCGUCGACGAGGGGCUCGCCAGGGAGGAGGCCGCGGCGCUCGCCGGCGCCAAGGCCCAGAGCGAGCUCGUGGCGCGGGUGCUCGCCACCAGGAGCAAGCCGCAGCUCCGGGCGACCUUCAGGCUGUACAGGGAGCUCCACGGCAAGCCGCUGGAGGAGGAGUUUGGCGGCGAGGCGCCGUGCUUGCGGGAGGCCGUGAGGUGCCUCGAGUCCCCGGCGAGGUACUUCGGCGAGGUGAUCGACGGGGCGUUCAAGGAGGGCGCGGACAAGCAGGCCAAGGCCGCCUUGACCCGCGUCGUCGUGUCCCGGUCCGACGCCGACAUGGAGGAGAUCAAGGACGCCUACCUGAAACACCACGGGGCCAAGCUCGUGGACGCCGUCGCCAAGAACACCCACGGACAUUACAGGGACGCGCUGCUCGCCAUGAUCGGAAAGUGAUCCAUGCAUGCAUCCAAGCUCAUCAGCUUCAGCCGCUCAAUUUGCUCUCCUGCGUUUUGCUAUAUGUUUAUCUUAUAAUUUAUUUAUCGCUUUUUGCAGCGACGGUUCGUGUUAAUUAUCUACUGCUUAUCUUAAUUACGAUCCAAAUGUAUGGAUGUCUCCAGCAUCCCGCAUCAUUGAUUAAAUAAAAAUAAAUUUUAUUUUCAA